Molecule: messenger RNA, 2698 nt
Organism: Brassicogethes aeneus
Lineage: Eukaryota; Metazoa; Arthropoda; Insecta; Coleoptera; Nitidulidae
Source: the annotation of a GenBank genome assembly
ACUUUCUGGCGGUUUUUUGACAUAUAAACAUAACCUCAAAUAUUUACGAUAUUUUUGAAAUUCCCAUGAGUCGAUAAACAAAUAAAUAACAUGCAAAAGAGUAUCACAUCGUUUUUCUCCCCAAAAGGACAAAAGGACAAUACAAAUUCAAGUGAGAAUGGAACGAAGGAUACAGAUAAGACUGGGAAGAGGAGUAGAAGCACAAGCGAUGAGAGCAAUAAUGAAAAAAGUCCAGAAAAAGUUAAAACAAAAGUUACAAAUACUGCAAAAAGGACAAAACCUUUAGAGUCAUCACCGGUUAAAGAAAAUAUUAGCAUUACAUCAUCAGGAAAGAAGAAAAAACGAUUGGCUAUAAUUGAUUCAGAUUCUGAAGAAGAAAUCCCUUUGAAAGAAGUUAAGGAAGAAAUUGCAUCACCUAAAAAGGAGAAACCAACAAGUGAAGAUGAAGAACCAAUAAAGAAGACUGAACCAAAAACAUCUAAAAUUAAAAAAGAAAGCAAAAAGAUCUCUAGCAAAAAAGCAAAAAAGGAGACAAAUAAGUCACCGGAAGUGAAAAAAUCACCAAAACUUGAAGAAAAACCCAAAUUAUCUUCUCCAAAAACUAAAAAUGACAAACAGAAUGUUCUUAGUUUUGGCCAACCACAAACCAAGGAUAAAACUGAUUCAAAAAUAUACAAUCCUACAAAAUCUAAGUACCAACCAAUAGAUGAUGCCAUUUGGAAACAUAAAGAAAAGGUACCUUACUUGGCAUUGGGCAGAACUUUAGAAGAAAUAGAGGGCAUAUCAGCUAGACUAAAAAUCAUUGAAAUCCUAAGCAACUUUUUGCGAUCUGUAAUAGUACUAACCCCUGAGGAUCUUUUAGCCAGUGUUUACUUAUGUUUAAAUAAAUUAGCCCCUGCCUACGAAGGUUUGGAACUUGGAGUGGCAGAAACAAGUCUUAUGAAAGCCAUAGCACAAUCAACUGGCAGGACUGUGCAACAAAUUAAGGCAGACUCGCAGGAAGCAGGAGAUAUUGGAAUUGUGGCUGAACAAUCCAAAAGCCACCAAAAGAUGAUUUUUAAACCUGCCCCCCUUUCUGUAAGAAGUGUCUUUGAAAAGUUAAGGGAGAUUGCCAAAAUGACUGGACAUGCAUCACAAACGAAAAAAGUCCAAAAAAUCCAGUCAAUGUUUGUGGCAUGCCAGGGAUCUGAAGCCAAAUUCUUGAUAAGAUCAUUGGCAGGAAAACUUAGAAUUGGUCUGGCAGAACAGUCAGUAUUGAUGGCAUUGGCUUUGGCCUGUGCUACAACCCCACCAGGUCAAGAUUAUCCACCAAAACAUUUGAACGUCGCAAAGGAAAUGGGCGCUGAAGCCUUUAAAGUCGAAUAUGACAAAUUGGCGUUGAUUUUGAAGACUGCCUAUUGUGAAUGUCCAAAUUAUGAUAUGAUUGUUGAUGUUAUAUUGAAGCAUGGUUUGGAAUCAUUACCGGAAAAAUGCAAGUUAACACCUGGAAUACCAUUGAAACCUAUGUUAGCUCAUCCAACUAAAGGUGUUCACGAAGUUUUGCAGAGAUUUGACAAUCUUAAAUUUACUUGUGAAUGGAAAUAUGAUGGUGAAAGAGCACAGAUUCAUAUAGACGGAGAUAAGGUGCACAUUUUCAGCAGAAACCAGGAAAACAAUACAUCAAAAUAUCCAGACAUUAUCUCGCGUUUGGAUCAUUGUAAAAGAGACACUGUUAAAUCUUGUAUUUUGGAUUGUGAAUCUGUAGCAUGGGACAGAGAAAAGAAACAAAUAUUGCCAUUCCAAAUUUUAAGCACAAGAAAAAGAAAAGAUGCAACUGAAGCUGAUAUUAAAGUACAAGUCUGCGUUUUCAUGUUUGAUUUACUCUACUUUAAUGGAGAACCUCUGGUUAAAAAACCAUUUAUAGAAAGAAGAAAUUUGCUAAGAGAACACUUCCAAGAAGUUGAAGGUGAAUGGAGUUUUGCAACUCAUCUGGACACCACUAAAAUGGAAGAAGUACAAGAAUUUUUGGAUGAGAGUGUUAGAGGCAAUUGUGAAGGAUUAAUGGUGAAAACACUGGAAAAAGAUGCGACUUACGAAAUAGCUAGAAGAUCUCAUAAAUGGUUGAAAUUAAAGAAGGAUUAUCUAGAAGGUGUAGGCGACACACUAGAUGUAGUUGUAAUUGGUGGAUAUUUAGGCAAGGGAAAGCGUACAGGUACCUAUGGUGGAUUCCUAUUGGCUUGUUAUGACAAAGACAAUGAAGAAUAUCAAAGUAUAUGCAAGAUUGGAACUGGAUUCAAUGAUGACAUUCUAGUGCAACACUCUGACUUUCUAAAAACCCAUGUAAUUUCUACCCCACGACCGUACUACCGUUUUGACGCAUCUUUAGAACCUGAUCAUUGGUUUGAUGCUGUUCAAGUUUGGGAAAUUAAAUGCGCUGAUUUAUCAUUAUCUCCGAUUCACAGAGCUGGUUUGGGAAUUGUUGACCCCGAAAAAGGCAUAUCACUGAGAUUCCCUAGAUUCAUAAGAAUUAGAGAAGAUAAGACUGUUGAAGAAGCAACAUCAUCCCAGCAAGUUGCCUAUAUGUACUCCAACCAGGAGCAAGUUAAAAAUCAAUCUGGUGGUGCAAAAUUCGCUGAAGAGGAUUUCUAUUGAUUUAUUGUAAUUAUUUUUUUAACUAAAUAUUCAAUUUUACUAAAAAAUUAAAGGCGAUUGAUGUGAA